Messenger RNA from Amphimedon queenslandica, 1030 nucleotides. Its product is annotated as dual adapter for phosphotyrosine and 3-phosphotyrosine and 3-phosphoinositide-like. Bases 86 to 940 code for a protein of 284 amino acids. The transcript has 9 exons. NCBI's taxonomy places the organism in Eukaryota, Metazoa, Porifera, Demospongiae, Haplosclerida, Niphatidae. The record is from RefSeq and is a predicted model, not a curated record.
GGUUUUAUAGAAAUAGAUAUUCAUCUGAUGAUUAUUGUGUUUAUACGCUCUGAAGGAAAAGUCGACUGAAAGUCUUAAGUCUGAAAUGGCUAGUUUGUCAAGCAAUCCUGAAGGACGACCUACUUCAGUUAUCUCCACAGCAUCCUACGCUAGCUCUCCGCCUUUACGGCCCCCGUUAGAUGCUUCAUACUCAAUCCAAACUGGAGAUGGAAUCAAUCCUCACAGACCCUCUGACAUGGACAGCAUACCGUGGUAUCAUUUCAACAUCAGUCGGCAUGUAGCUGAGAGUUUACUUAUAUCAACUGGUGAAGAUGGCAGUUAUCUUUUAAGAGACAGUAGUGCUAACCCUGGGGAGUACAGCCUCUCUGUAAGGUCAAAAGAUUCGGUCAAACAUUUUACUGUUCGCUAUGACGGAGAAUCAUUUACUUUUGGGUUUGGAAAGUUCUCAAACGUGCAAGACCUCAUUAGUCACUUUGAGAGUAAACCCGUUAUCGGAGGAGACUCUGGUAUCUUGACGGUACUAAAGUUCCCUUAUCCUCGGAGUGUGAAGGAGCCCGAGGUGUAUGAUUCAAUCAGAGUGCAUGCUGAGGGCGGAGUCACUGAAACAAAGGCCCAACCCACUUUUGCUAUUGCAUCUAAAGAAGGAUACUUAACUAAACUUGGGCAGCAUAGAAAAAAUUGGAAGACUCGGUGGUUUGUCUUAUACAAGAACGAAUUCAGCUACUACAAAACAAGAGAAGAUAAAACUCCAAUUCGUGUUAUAAAUUUAAAGGAUGUCUCUAUGGUGAUGGCAGAUAACUCUCAAUACAAGAAUUAUUGUUUCAAAGUUGUGUCAUCAUGGCGAACAUUUUUCUUGUAUGCCACGUCAGCUCAAGAAGCCGAGGACUGGAUUAAAAUUCUAAGAUGGAAACUUGAGAGUUUGUCUGGUACUGAAACAUAGCGUACUUAUUACUAUAAACCAAAUAUAUGUAAUUUUUAUUUAAUUUUUAGUGUGUCAGAAAAGAUUAUAAUAAUAAAAAUAUUAUCAUUA